This is a messenger RNA of Aspergillus bombycis, 981 nucleotides long. Its product is annotated as putative mRNA decapping hydrolase. The record is from RefSeq and is a predicted model, not a curated record. Lineage: Eukaryota; Fungi; Ascomycota; Eurotiomycetes; Eurotiales; Aspergillaceae. Gene Ontology annotation, molecular function: RNA 7-methylguanosine cap binding; hydrolase activity. The coding region runs from base 1 to 981 and encodes 326 amino acids. Gene Ontology annotation, biological process: deadenylation-dependent decapping of nuclear-transcribed mRNA. The transcript has 3 exons. Gene Ontology annotation, cellular component: nucleus; P-body.
AUGCAAGCCAGCAACGACACUAAAGUGGCGCCCGAGGCACUGAUCUCAAAAUUUGAGAUUAGCAGGCUGCUCAGACAAGACCAAAGUGGCCGUCGUAUCGCUCUCCUGGGAACAAUCGAAGGGAAACAAGGCAUUCUUAUAGCUGAACGAGCGGCCUUUGCUACCGAAUCCCUCGAGGUAUUGAGAGCGUUCCACUCAGCAAUCACCCGUGUAAACAACCUGGGUGAUAAUGAUAUCUACCGCUGGUACCUGGCGUCAUCAGGUGUUGACAGUGAGGGUCAUCAAUCCGCCGAUCUCAAAUUGAACCUGAUCUGGCCAUGCACCGAGCAGCAUAUCAAGAAGUACUCCGAUCAGGUGCUACGCAUGGUGACCGAAACACCUGAAAUUUAUCGGGACUAUAUCCGGCCGUAUAUGAGUGCCAAGCGGGAAGAGGGCCGAUUGAACUGGGUAUUUAACAUCCUUGAGGGUCGAACAGAACAGGAAGAUGUUAUUCUUCGGGACCAGGGCCACGGUCCCGAGGAUGGGUUCCUGAUGCUUCCCGAUCUUAAUUGGGAUCGGAAAACGAUGGGCUCGUUGCAUUUACUAGCUCUCGUCCAGCGGAGGGAUAUCUGGAGCUUACGUGAUUUGAAAAAGAAACAUAUCCCUUGGUUGAAGUAUCUGCGUCAGCGGUUGCUAGAGGGUACGGUGAAUAUGUAUCCGGAUUUAGACCAGGAUCAGCUCAAACUUUAUGUGCACUAUCAACCAACAUAUUAUCACUUCCACGUUCACAUUGUUAAUGUCAUGCUGGAAGCUGGCGCUACGCAGGCUACGGGCAAAGCUUUUGGGCUGGAGAACCUUAUUUCCCAGUUGGAGACUAUCUCUGGCGACGAGGAAGCUAGUAUGGCUGAUGUCAGCUUGUCUUAUUUCCUUGGAGAGGCCAGUGAGCUGUGGACCAAUACUUACGAACCGUUGAAACGGGGGGUGAAGCCAUUGCAGAACUAG